AUGCGUCCAGCAUCUCCACUAUCUUGUAAGGCCACCAACUUUGAGAACCUUCAGCCUUCAUCGCAAAGGAACAUGCAUUCCUGGACGGGUAGCAAUCACCGCCGGCCCCAAGGACACACCCUUCAUCUGCCAUCGCUACCUCGUUUCCAUCCGGCCAACUUCCCCUCAGCACACAACAGCACGCAGUCCACCCCGGACGGUGCAUCAUCGACAUCUUCACCACAGCCCCCAAUGUCUCCAAGGUCCCAUCAGCGAAUGUACAACGACGUGCAGAAGCAGCUCUACUUCAAUCAAAGAGAGAACCUCUCCGCUCGCGUUACCUCCUCUGAUCAAGUUGCCAAGCCUAUCAGUCCUCGUCUUCAUCCUCUUGGGAGCCCCGGACCAGUGACACCGCUCGAGCUAGGAGGGGAUGAAGGCUACCUCGUAGGAGGUGCCCGUAGCGUGGCAAAUAGCACCACAACGUCGGAGGAACUCGUGGAAACCUUGAUCCGGCAAGAAGCCAGAAGGCAUCGAACUUUGAGUCCGAAGAGAGGCACAUGA
Ramularia collo-cygni is the source of this 540-nucleotide messenger RNA. RefSeq lists its product as uncharacterized. The coding region runs from base 1 to 540 and encodes 179 amino acids. The record is from RefSeq and is a predicted model, not a curated record. Lineage: Eukaryota; Fungi; Ascomycota; Dothideomycetes; Mycosphaerellales; Mycosphaerellaceae. The transcript has a single exon.